Metarhizium album ARSEF 1941 is the source of this 1317-nucleotide messenger RNA. RefSeq lists its product as uncharacterized. The record is from RefSeq and is a predicted model, not a curated record. NCBI's taxonomy places the organism in Eukaryota, Fungi, Ascomycota, Sordariomycetes, Hypocreales, Clavicipitaceae. Bases 1 to 1317 code for a protein of 438 amino acids. The transcript has 2 exons.
AUGAAUCUCCUCUUGGUCAUCCUCUCUGCGGUCAGCAUCAUCAUAGCCAACAAACUCGACGCCUUGGAUCCUUGUGUCCUCUCUUGCAUGCUCACGACGCUACCCAAGUUUGGAUGCAAAGGGAGCGACGAAGACAUUGUGUUCUGCGGUUGCCGGAUUAUCGAUAGAUAUGCCAUCGUCGGACCCAUUGCGGAUUGUACAGACAAAAAUUGCAACAUCACCUUGGGCCAGUUCCCCCCUUCUCUCCAGAAUACUGAGGCUUGUUCGAAUGCCUUUGGGCCCUCUGCAACCGAAACGCCGCUACCACGUUAUAUCCCUACUUUUGGAAGAGAGCCUCCAUCUCAGUCGCCCAGCAGUCCAGCCUCGAGUACGCCAAUUGACCCAGGUACCAGUCUCCUGAGCAAUGUCGUGACCAUGGCCCCUACCUCGACAGUUCUUACAACGACAGACUUCAAUAAUACUCCAACCAGCACUCCAAAUACUACUCCGACUGUCAGUGGAACUAGUCCCCCAGCAGGUGCGCCUCCAGCAGGAGCUCCGAUCCGCCCUGGAACCAGCAGAUCCAGCAGAUCCAGCACCUCGAUCCACGGUCUAGUUGGCACUGUUAGCACAAAUACUCCGAUAGGCGGUCUGGUCACCGACGGCCCAAAACCUACUCCCACGGGCACUCCAGCACCCGCUUCGGAUGGCCCAGGCAUAUCCCCCGCCGUCGUCGCGACCAUUGUUGUCGCUACCGUGACGGUCGUCGGCGUGCCCUUGUGGCUGAUACGAUGCUACCGAUGGCGCGAGCAGAAGACCAAGUCGAACGCGGAGGAAACCGCCGCGUCAGUGGCGGCAGGGAAGCACGUCGAUUCUGUUGUUGCGGGGUAUUCUGAGCUAUUUGGUUCAACGGAGAUGAGACACGAAAUGUCGCCAGACACGCAGCCAAACGUUCCAUUGCCGCUGUACGUCAACACGAUAGCGGAGAUUGACUCAAAUCCCCUCCGAAAGACAGCAGGAGUGUCUUCAGAAGAGUUGUCACCGGACGACGCCAACAGCCGAACAGUGUCGUUUAGCGCCACGACGGCAGUCUCCCGUUCAGAGAUGCAGCAGGCUGCGGAUGAGGAUGAGGAUGAGGCCACCAUGCAGACGCCUGAGGACGCUCCGAAGGCCAGAAUCGACGCGGAAUCAGAGCUAGACAUGCUCCGCAAGAGACAAAAAGAGCUGGAAAAAAAGCGGCAUUACCUUCGGCAAAUACAGGGGAUUGAGGAGGAGGAGGCGCGGCUUCAGCAACGGAUUGACGAGCUGAAGCGGCAAUCCCCGCCGCCCGAAGACUAA